Bipolaris maydis ATCC 48331 is the source of this 1357-nucleotide messenger RNA. RefSeq lists its product as uncharacterized. The record is from RefSeq and is a predicted model, not a curated record. Lineage: Eukaryota; Fungi; Ascomycota; Dothideomycetes; Pleosporales; Pleosporaceae.
GCCUUGCUCGUCUCUGCCUCGACACUUUGUCAUCACACUACCUCCCAUUCGCCCUCUUCCUCUCAUCUUCCCCGCAUACCGCUAGGUGCUUAUACGCCCGUUGGCAAUUUCACUUGCCAAGCCCGCCAACUCCUUUUUCUUUUUGCUCUCUCUCUUGGAGCUGCGUAUAUCCAGCCUUAUCUAAGGCGAUCCUCGUCCAGGCGGGGCUUCCGUCUAGAUCCGCCCCGACGCAUCCCCUCCUCCGCAGUCUAGGCCUGCCAGCGCGUCGUACUCGCAUAGACGUUAUCGUACAAGUACACAGCUAAACCAAACAUCUGCGCCUCAGUGAAACAUCUGCACCUGUCUGCACUGCUCCUUCCGAGUUCCCUAGUAGGAACUCACCACAACCGCCAUCAUGCUCUCCAACACCCUCCUCACAACCCUCCUCCUCUUCUCAGCGCAAACAACAACCACUCUCGCUCUUCCAACAAAAACACACUGCCAAUGUAAAAUCGUGCCAAGCACCCCAUCGUCAACCUCAACCACAUCCUCACCAUACGCCAUCGACUCGCCCUCAGCCGCCCACUGGGCCCCCGCCUCGCCCUCAGAAGACGAGUCCGCCUCGCCUUCCCCCAGUCCCUUGGCCAGCAGCACAAUCUGCACAACCCUCGCCUCACAACUCUCGCGAUUCCAACACACCAACCCAGACCUCUACGCCUUGUACCUCCAACGCGCCCCCACACGCUCCAUCGAUGAUUCAGUCGCCCAAAACCCAAUCCCCACUUCAGUCCUCCUAAGCGCAACCUCCUCCUCGUCUUCUUCUUCCCCCUCCGAUGCCUCCUCCGCAAGCGCCAAUGGAUUCAAAAUCGUAUGCUACGAAGAUGAACCCACACCAAACGCCCCAGCUCCCCUACGCGACAUGCAAUCCUCACCCCUAACCCUCCUCGUCCUCCAACUCGUCGUCGUCCUCUCCAUCGUCGCUUGCAUCGCCGAAGGCCUGCACAUGCUCAAGAACCUUAUCUCUCCACCCCCCACACCCGAACACAGCCUUCGUCUCGCUGGCGCUGAAAAACGCCUUCUUGCUAUCCCAUCUGCCCCUUACGACUACUCUGCAGACGCAAUGGCGAGCCCGGGCGCUGAGAAAAAAAUCCGUGCCUACAACGAGGCGCCACGCUAUUUUGUUGCCCAAGGGAGGAAUGGACGCAGAGAGUUUAUUGCCUAUGACGAUGAUAGUGAUGAUGAGAUCAAUCGCCCUGUCUUGUAACUGGCGAUUCUUCUUUUUUUUUCGUUUUUUUUUUGUAUGCAAAAAUCAAAGCCAUGAUUUGGCCCGAGUUUGUUUUUUUCUAGACUAAUGAAGUUAUGACCAUUUUUACUUUUU